Caretta caretta (loggerhead turtle) is the source of this 1329-nucleotide messenger RNA. It is a transcript of the gene C17H17orf78, whose product is annotated as chromosome 17 C17orf78 homolog. NCBI's taxonomy places the organism in Eukaryota, Metazoa, Chordata, Testudines, Cheloniidae. The record is from RefSeq and is a predicted model, not a curated record.
AUGGGGCUUAUCCUUAUGUGGUACAUUGAGCCUCAUACAAGCCAAAUAAGAGUGAAAGGAUUUCAUGAUCACGAAUAUUGUAUUCAUGUCAGCAUUAUGGACACAAUAUUGGUGUUUAGUUUACUGUUUAUUUACUACAGCGUCAGCCCAAAAGACCUCAGAGAUUAUGACUGUCGUGUGGAAAAUUCUUCAGAAGUACUAUCUGAAAGCACAAGAAGCAUGAACAUCUUACUGCAAGAGUCUGAAAAAGCAGUGGCAAAAGGGGAGCUAAACAGAAACCAUACAGUCGCCACUUUGCAAUGCUCUGGUCUGCACAGCCCCAUACAAGUAAAUCUCCUCUACUCAGAGAAGAUGUACAGUGUUUUCACAAACAAGCCAAUCAUUACAUACACCCUCCAAAGCCUGAAAGACAUCACUGAUCCAGAUGAGAGUGCUUCUACUGCCCACAGCUGUCUCUUACUAGCAGAUCAUAAACAAAGUUUUCAGACUGAAUUUAACCUUACAGGCAAAGUGUUUCUGGUGGGGAUAUCAGAUUGCAUUAUUAACGCAAAGCUGUCUGAGCCGGAAAUUUUUGCAGAGCAACUGCACGCCACAGCUGUACACCAACAAAACAGCAACUCAGGUAUAAGUGAAGACAUGCUGCUCAGACUAAGACACAGACAAAGCAUCUAUGCCAAAGCAGUAAUCGUAUGUGUCCUGCUACCCUGUGCACUAGCCUUCAUUGUGUUUGUUAUAUUUGAAGUUCCCUUCCCAUGCCCAUGCCCUAGCUGGAGCCAGCUAUGCAACUGUAUUCAGAAAUGUAAAAGACAAGGAGAAGAACGCAUGGAAAACCCAAAUUCUGUAUCAGCCGAAGGAUCUGCCAUGGUAGGUCACAAAACCACACAAAGAGGAGCUUCUUAUCAAGCACCUUGGACCAAAGCAGCCAAGAUCAUUGCCAUUCAUGAGACUUAGUUCUGAAAAACUGCAAGCUGCAGGAGAAAACACAAUUUUCUGUUUUAUCCAAGCACAGGUUUUUGCUUUAUCUAGAAGUCUGCAUUAUUUUUCUCCUCACUUCUUAUUGUUCAGAGAAGCAAGAACAUCAGCAUUUUACACGAUACAGUCAAGCAAUUACAGAUUACAAUGAACGGUUACAUCUGAGUGACAUUAGCCUGUUUUAGGGGCUCUCCUUACGGAACUAACCCCUCGGAACACAUCUUGGUGUUGACUCCCUCCAUGAACUACCUGGAAUCACAUUUUAACUUCAGCAGUAGACUAUGGCCAUUAGGAGCAAAGGGGAUAAUGGAAAAACCUACUUACAGAAGCAAUAAAAGUCUUACCAGACAUUGCAAA